ACGUCACCGGCCACUUCCAGUUCACAUCACGCCGGCGCGCGAACGGACGACCGUUUGCAACGUUAAAAUGAAUCUCGUGGUGACCUUCUUAGUUAUUGUUAUAGCAAACAGUGCAAGUUGUUUAAACAUUCUCGGCAUCUUUCCGUAUCAGGGCAAGAGCCAUUUCUUCGUUCAUAGAAUUUAUUUAAGAGAAUUAGCAAAACGUGGUCAUAAUGUUACAAUUAUUUCACACUUCCCAGAAAAAGAGCCGCCGAAGAAUUAUAAUGAUAUUAGUUUGGCGGGAAGUAUAAAGAUAUUAGAAGACGAUAUGCCGAUAGACAGGUCGUAUAUGACCGUUCUACAAGUUGGAGUGUUCUUGACUACAAGUGGAAAAGAAAACUGCGAGGUUAUGUUGGCAAAUAAAGAUGUUCAAGACAUGAUUAAGCAAAAACCUAAGUACGAUGUUGUUGUUGUUGAAGUUUUUAAUAGUGAUUGUGCUUUAGGAAUUGCUUACAAGUUAAAUGCACCUGUCGUGGGAAUAACGUCCCAUAUAUUAAUGCCUUGGCACUACAAUCGGUUAGGUAUACCGUAUAAUCCUUCUUACGUGUCCUUUCAUUUCCUCGAAGGUGGAACUAAGCCGACACUCGUACAACGACUAGAAAGAGUCGUGUUCGACACAUAUUUUAAAACGUUUUACUAUUUUGUGUCACAAAGAAACGAUCAAAACACACUUGCAAGAUAUUUCGACGAUAUACCUCCUUUAGAAGAUUUAGCGCGGGAAAUGAAAUUCUUACUUUUGUAUCAUAACUUUGUUCUCACUGGAUCUAAAUUGUUCCCGGCUAAUGUUAUAGAAAUAGGCGGUUAUCAUGUACAAGAAUCCAAACCGUUAACAGGAGACUUGAAAAAGUUUUUCGAUGCGGCGGAACAUGGUGUCAUAUACAUAAGUUUCGGAUCAGUUAUUAAAAGUUCAACAAUGCCGCGCGACAAACUCGACGCGGUGCUGGCAGCUGUUAGGGAAUUGCCGCAGAGAUUCGUCUGGAAGUGGGAAGAUAAAACUUUGCUCGUCGACAAAAAUAAACUCUAUCUCGCUGAUUGGCUGCCCCAAGUCGAUAUUUUGGGACAUCCAAAAACAUUGGCUUUUCUAUCACACGGUGGUAUGGGAGGGACAACAGAAGCGAUUCACUUUGGAGUACCAGUUGUAGCAAUGCCAGUAUUUGGGGACCAACCUUCUAACGCUGCAGCGGUAGAAGAGAGCGGCCUAGGAGUACAACUGCAAGUCAGAGACUUGAAUAAAGAAAAUCUAAUCGCUGCGUUCAAAAAAGUUUUGGAUCCAAAAUUCCGCACCAACGUGAAACUAUUGUCAAAAGCAUGGCACGAUCGACCGAUGGCGCCAUUGGAUACGGCGAUAUAUUGGACAGAGUUCGCGGCGCGGUAUUCUAAUUUCACGUACAGAACCGCAGCAGCCGACGUACCUUUGUAUCAAUACCUCAAUCUGGAUAUCAUACUGGUGUUCUCAACAUUACUGGUAUUAACACUGGCCACUUUGAAAGCCAUAGUGACUUUUUCCUGCGGUGGUAAAAGAAAAGAGGUUCCGACCAAGAAGGUUAAACGCAAGAAAAAUUAAGAUAAAAGAAAAAAUGUUAAUAAUUAUGAAAAGACAAUGUUAACAAAAAUAUUAAGCGUAAAGUAAUAAAACAGAUUUGCGAGUAAACACAAGUUAAGCUAUUUUAAUUUAACUAACCAUAUUUGAUGUACGUAUUUAAAAUGACGUGGGAUGUAGGAAUAUGUAAGAAUAUAGGAUAUUUAUACUAUAAAUUAUUGAAAAUUGUUAAGGAGUUAUACGUAAUAACAUCUGGGAGUUUUUGUGUGACAUAAUUUUUAUAGCAAUAAUGCGUCAUGCAUUUAAAGUUAAAAAAAUA
Messenger RNA from Papilio polytes (common Mormon), 1898 nucleotides. RefSeq names its product UDP-glucuronosyltransferase 2B2-like. Gene Ontology annotation, molecular function: UDP-glycosyltransferase activity. The transcript has 4 exons. Lineage: Eukaryota; Metazoa; Arthropoda; Insecta; Lepidoptera; Papilionidae. Bases 68 to 1603 code for a protein of 511 amino acids. The record is from RefSeq and is a predicted model, not a curated record.